Molecule: messenger RNA, 4562 nt
Organism: Rhineura floridana
Lineage: Eukaryota; Metazoa; Chordata; Lepidosauria; Squamata; Rhineuridae
Gene: ATG4C
Product: autophagy related 4C cysteine peptidase
Exons: 11
Coding region: 264-1643 (459 amino acids)
Molecular function (GO): protein-phosphatidylethanolamide deconjugating activity
Source: RefSeq, a predicted model, not a curated record
CCCCCAGACGGUGGUGAUACUCGGUAUGUAGGCAAAUUUGGUUUCCUUCCCCAUUCCGGAAGCGAUGCCGCUGGGGGAUUUGCAACGGCGCUGAGAGGCGCUUAUGGCAGCCGGAGUGGGUCAAAAGAGUCGAUGGUGGAUCGGAAAGUAAAAAGAGUUUAAAGGGGUCCUCCUGUGUUUUCGCCUCGUUGUGACUCCGUCGCCCUUGUAGCAGAAAUUAGCUUCUCUCGAGACAGUGAUGGCUUUUCAUUUUGAAUCUGAAUAUGGAAGCCACAGGGACAGAUGAAGUAGAGAAAAUAAAAUCAAAGUUUAUGUCUGCGUGGCACAAUAUGAAAUACAGCUGGGUGUUGAAAACAAAAACUUACUUCAGCAGAAAUUCUCCUGUCUUUUUGCUGGGAAAAUGUUACCAUUUCCAGACUGAUGAGUCAAGUGAAAUGUCACCAAAUGGGUCACAUUAUGAUAUACCAGGCGAAGGGAUUUCAAGAAAUGUUGAAGAGUUCCGUAAAGACUUUAUUUCUAGAAUAUGGCUAACAUACAGAGAAGAAUUUCCUCAAAUCAAGGGCUCAGCUUUAACAACAGACUGUGGCUGGGGUUGUACCCUCAGGACUGGCCAGAUGCUUCUAGCACAAGGGCUUAUUCUUCACUUUCUUGGUAGAGACUGGACAUGGCCAGAUGCGUUUGUCACUGAAAAUUCAGACUCUGAAUCGUGGACAAGUCACACAGUAAAAAAGCUCACUGAAUCACUUGAAGCAUCACGAACAGAGGGGAGAGAAUUCAAGAAUCAGUCAAGCCACUGCAAGCAAACCCCCAAGGUGGACUGGGGGAGCAGAGAAAGGAGGGAUGAACACUGUCAUCGAAAAAUAAUAUCUUGGUUUGGCGAUUCUCCACUUGCAAAUUUUAGCUUGCAUCGCCUGAUAGAAUAUGGAAACAAGUCAGGAAAAAUAGCUGGAGACUGGUAUGGGCCAGGUGUUGUAGCACACCUUUUGAGAAAAGCUGUUGAAGAGGCAAAUGACCUUGAGUUACAAGGAAUAACUGUCUAUGUUGCUCAAGAUUGUACAGUUUACAAGUCCGAUGUUAUUGAUACACAGUGCUGUUUCAUGGAGUCUGAAAAAUUGGAUAGCAAAUCUGUAAUUAUAUUAAUUCCUGUGAGGCUGGGUGGAGAAAGAACCAACAUGGAAUAUCUGGAGUUUGUGAAGGGAAUUUUGAGUCUUGAAUACUGCAUUGGUAUUAUUGGUGGGAAACCUAAGCAGUCAUACUACUUUGCUGGAUUUCAAGAUGACAGUUUGAUUUACAUGGAUCCUCAUUACUGCCAGUCUUUUGUAGAUGUCAGCGUAAAGGAUUUCCCCCUCGAGUCAUUCCACUGCCCUUCUCCAAAGAAGAUGCCUUUUAAAAAAAUGGAUCCUAGCUGCACAAUAGGGUUAUAUUGUCAAAACGUGCAAGCCUUUGAAAAGGCUUCUGAAGAGAUAACUAAGAUUCUGAAAUCCUCAUCUAAGGAGAACUAUCCCUUGUUUACUUUUGUAAAUGGACAUUCUAGAGACUAUGAUUUUGUGAUGAGUCCAGUCCUGGAAGAGAGAACAGUUUUCUCUGAAGAUGAAAACAAAAAGUUGAAAUGUUUUACCACUGAUGACUUUGUCUUGUUAUAAGAGCAUUUUAUUGUAUUUAUUCAUUUAAAAUAUUUAUCCUCCAUCUUUCCAUGUAUCAGGAUCAACAGCAAGGCUUAACAUUUAAUAUUAAAACAACAGAUAAAUCAAUUAAGCAUCUUAAGCAAAAGCACCAAUCCACAGAGAGAUAGUGAUAGAGCAAUAAAAGUAUCAAGGUCAACAAUUAAUAAUCAGUUUUCCAAAUGCUUUUUAACCGUUUUCCGAAUCCUAGCAAGUAAGGCGGGGCAAUGACUCUCCUCUUGAGAUGUACCACUAUGGAGAAGGGCCUGCUUUGCAUAGCUGCUUCCAACAAUUCACAUGGCAAGGGAGUCAGAACAGAGUCCCCAACAGUGAGUCAAAUCAAGCCUUCCAAGAUGGUGGCUGCCAUCACAUGAGCAGAGAAUUCCAGCUGCUGAAAAUUCAAGCCCAAACUAGCAUGUUUUACCAAUCUGAAUCACCUGAUGGAGACGUAGAAAGGAGCAGGAAGGUCCCUCUCCCACUCCAUCCGAAAUUAUGUAUCAAAUGGUAGCAUAUGUGCAUAAAAAUUGAUAUUUAUCCAUCGAAGGCUUCUGAGAGAUGCUCCUCUGUAAAGAGCUCAUAGAAUGGACAGCAGCUCCAUACACUUUUGUUCUCCGGAGUUUCCUGUGGCCAGAACCAUCUCACAGCACAGAAAUGGGGAGGGGCCCCAUAUGCCAGCAUUUAGGCUUGGGGAGUGCUCUUCCGUUUGUUCUACAUUAAACAGAUUUUGGUGAUAAGCAGCAUGCUGUAGCCCUCACACUGGCCUUUGCUUGCCAGCUGGUGGGUCAAGAAGGUGCCCAGGCUCCCUGACACUUGCUUGGGCAAGUAUCUGUAGGCAAUUGUGGCAAUAGCUUUGCAGCUUUGGACAGUUUUUCUUAGCAUAGUGCACCUGCAGUGGCACAACAGAUGGCCUUCUUUGUAGCAGAUGUGUAUUCCUGGGUGUACAUCUGGGUGUUGAGCUUGAUGGGACGCAUUACCCUUGAUGUAUGUGAAGUCUUGGUGUACUUUCUUGCCCUGUAUGUAAAUGAUGGCAGCCACAUCUGUGAAGGCUUUGUCGGUCUGGCCUCAGCAGCUGUCCUCUAGAGGGUUGGGCAUGUGCACCAAGCUGGCCAUCAUUAUAUAGUCCGCCCGCUGUGCAGCUCUGGCUGUAGAGUACUGGUUGAAUGCUAAGAUAACAAUUUACCCUUGAAAAACAGCUUUAUGUUCUUUAAGUUUCAAAUUCUGCUACAUGAGAGGUUUUUUUUUAAAGCAUCCUGUGUAAAUGGAUUGUUUUCUUUGAUAGUGGAUGAAUAUAAUGAAAUAUUGUGCUGGUAAAUUAUUGUUCCAAUUCAGAUAUAGUGAAAUGCUGAAGAUGAUGAUGUUCCAAACUUGCUGUCUCAGAUGCUUUAUAGUAUGUUGUGUAGUCUGUAACCAUUCCAGAUUCAAAUUAUUUCUUGACAUUGAACUUUGAUUCGGUCAGCCAUCGUUCAACCCACUAAAAGGCAGACAGACAUGUGAAGUAACUUAUAUGAUGAGUUUGCAACAUGGAAUCAAAUCCGUUGAGAACCAGUACUUAAGGACCUAGCUUAAAGUGGAUAAAGAGCCAGCAAAUAAAACUAUUAAUGUUCCUCUGCCUGAACCCCCAUAAUAUUUAAUAAUGUAAUCAUGAGAUGCCACUUCCAGUGUGCAUCUUGCUCAGAUGUAUCUCUACUUUUUUAACAGUAAUACUGAUGCAAUUAUGUAAGCUGAGCAGUGAGUUAAGGUGCUGCUUAGCAAUAUGACCUUAUAAUGACUACUCAUUAAGAUUGUAAUGGAACCUUAAUAAGAAGAGGUAAUACAGUAUUGGCUUCCCCCACAAUUUGAAAAGGUAUGUUACCAAUAUUAAACUGCAACCAAUCAUAGUAGACAAAAACAAUUAUUACAUGGGAGCUGUGUUUUGUUUCCUACCUUCAAAUAUAAUUUGGAUCCCUAUAAUCUUAACACUACAUCAUGUCAAUCAAAGCCUAUAAGUGUAGGGUGGGAAGGUAACAGCAAAUAGGCAUGGGAAUGAUGAUCUGGUUUCUGGUACCUCUAGCCGCUGUACGUUUACAAGUACCAAUCACUUAACAUGUAAAUCUCUAACAGCAGGCUUAAUUUCAGCACAUCAUAUUUUAAAUGCACACAAACUGUAUGAGGAAGAAAACUGUUGCUUUAUUAAAUGUGAAAAUAUUAAAUGCUCAUGCCUUGAUUUUAAAGAUGUAUUUUUCUUUCUGGGAUCAUUUCUUUCCACUGUCUAAAGAAAUAAGUUGUGUAAAAUAUUCUGGUUAUUUGUUCUAUUUGUUUUGAACCAACAUUCUGCUAUAGUGGUCUUGACUGAAUAAUAAAUUUCCUGUGCCACCUCCUUAUGAGAAUGACAAAAGGAUAGUUUAUAGGCACAGCAGAAAACUUGUCUGAAAUUACGCCUAAAGCAGCUAAAUGAGAAACUUGCAAGCAGAAUGAUGGCUUAUUCACUGGCAUAGCUAACAGUAUUUUGGAAGUCAUGCAGCUCAAUCCUACAUGAAAGCAAGUUCCAUUGUGUUCAGUGUAGCUUACUCUCUAGUAAGUAGUAAGCACAUCUAAUGCAUAAACUUUGAAUUGGUAUAUGACAAUAAUUGUAGUAUAUUAAUUGUAGUAUGUUUGUAUGCACAGCUGUAUAUUCUUCACCUAACAGUACAAAAGAUCAUUUGUGCAUUUCUGCCUACAUCUAUGCUUCUAAACUACCAAAUUUACUCACAUUCCAUUUAUCUUAUUUUAUACCUUUAGCUGCUUUUUAAUUUUUUUAAAAGAAUGAACUUACCUUUUGCCAUUUGACAAGCCCCAAAUAGAACUUAACUAGAUAGCAAUUAUGCAGAUGGGAAAUUCUCUAUGACAAAUCAAUAAAAAAUUUAACUUUGGUCUUGAAAGUGA